AUGGUCUUACUCGUCUAUAUGAAAAGUUUUUACUUUAUUUUCUUUGUCGUUCUUCUCUUUAAUUUUUUCUUCUUUCUGCUUUUCUUUCUCUUCUUUUAUUUUAUUCUUUCUCUCUUUCUUUCUUUCUUUCUUUCUUUCUACGUUUCUUUCUCUCCUUACAUUUUUUCACUCCACGCUUUCAUUUUUUUUCUUUCUUUCUAUUUUUCUUUCUCUUUCAUUUUUCGCCCCUCUUUCAUUUUUUCUUUUCUUUUCUUUAUUUUUCUUUCUCUUUCAUUUUUUUUCGCCCACUCUUUUCUUUUUUUUUCUUUUUUUUUCUUCUUUUUCUUUCUUUUCAUUUUUUUCGCCCCUCUUUCAUUUCUCUUCUCUUUUCUUUUUUUUUUUUCUUUUCAUUUUUCGCCCCCCUCUUUCAUUUCUUUUUACUCUUUCUAUUUUUCUUUCUCUUUUUUUUUUCUUUUUUUCUUUCUAUUUUUCUCUUUCUCUUUCAUUUUUCUUUUCUUUUUCUUUUUUCUUUUCUAUUUUUAUUUCUCUUUCAUUUUUUUCGCCCCCCCCCCCUUUCAUUUUCUUCUUUCUUUCUAUUUUUCUUUCUCUUUCAUUUUUUCGCCCCUCUUUCAUUUCUCUUCUCUCUUUCUAUUUUUCUUUCUUUCUUUCAUUUUUUUUUCCUCUUUCAUUUUUCUUCUUUCUUUCUUUUCUAUUUUUUCUUUCUCUUUUCAUUUUUUCGCCCCCUCUUUCAUUUUUUCUUCUUUCUUUCUUUCUAUUUUUCUUUCUCUUUCAUUUUUUUCGCCCCCUCUUUUCAUUUUUUUUCUUUCUUUCUUUCUAUUUUUCUUUCUCUUUCAUUUUUUGCCCCUCUUUCAUUUUUUUUUUCUUUCUUCCUAUUUUCUUUCUCUUUCAUUUUUUUCCCCCUUUUUCAUUUCUCUUUCUUUCUUUCCUAUUUUUUCUUCUCUUUCAUUUUUCCCCCUUUUCAUUUCUUCUUCUUUCUUUUCUAUUUUUCUUUCUCUUUCAUUUUUCGCCCUCUUUCAUUUUUUUCUUUCUUUCUAUUUUUCUUUCUCUUUCAUUUUUUCGCCCCUCUUUCAUUUUUCUUCUUUCUUUCUAUUUUUCUUUCUCUUUCAUUUUUUCGCCCCCCUCUUUCAUUUUUUCUUCUUUCUUUCUUUUUUAUUUUUCUUUCUUUUCAUUUUUUCGCCCCUUUUCAUUUUUCUUCUUUCUUUCUUUUCUAUUUUUCUUUCUCUUUCAUUUUUCGCCCCCCCUCUUUCAUUUCUCUUCUUUCUUUCUUUUUUAUUUUUCUUUUCUCUUUCAUUUUUCGCCCCCCUUUUCAUUUCUCUUCUUUUUUCUUUUUCUAUUUUUCUUCUCUUUCAUUUUUUUCGCCCCUCUUUCAUUUCUCUUCUUUUCUUUCUUUCUUUCUUUCUUUUUUUUUUUUUCUCUUUCAUUUUUUCCCCCUCUUUCAUCUUUUCUUCUUUCUUUCUUUCUAUUUUUCUUUCUCUUUCAUUUUUUCGCCCCCUCUUUCAUUUCUCUUCUCUCUUUCUAUUAUUCUUUAUCUUUUUUUUUUUUUCCCCCUCUUUCAUUUCUCUUCUUUCUUUCUAUUUUUUUUUCUUUCUCUUUCAUUUUUCGCCCCUCUUUCAUUUCUCUUCUUUCUUUCUUUCUAUUAUUCUUUAUCUUUCAUUUUUUCGCCCCCCUCUUUCAUUUCUCUUCUUUCUUUCUAUUUUUCUUUCUCUUUCAUUUUUUCGCCCCCUCUUUCAUUUCUCUUCUUUCUUUCUUUCUAUUUUUCUUUGUCUUUCAUUUUUUCGCCCCUCUUUCGUUUUUCUUCUCUCUUUCUAUUUUUCUUCCUCUUUCAUUUUUCGCCCCCUCUUUCAUUUUUCGCCCCCUCUUUCAUUUUUCGCCCCACUCUUUCAUUUUUUCUUCUUUCUUUCUAUUUUUCUUUCUCUUUCAUUUUUUCGCCCCCCCUCUUUCAUUUUUUCUUCUUUCUUUCUUUCUAUUUUUCUUUCUCUUUCAUUUUUUCGCCCCCCUCUUUCAUUUUUUCUUCUUUCUUUCUUUCUAUUUUUCUUUCUCUUUCAUUUUUUGCCCCCUCUUUCAUUUUUUGUUCUUUCUUCCUAUUUUUCUUUCUCUUUCAUUUUUUCGCCCCCCUCUUUCAUUUCUCUUCUUUCUUUCUAUUUUUCUUUCUCUUUCAUUUUUUCUCCCCCUCUUUCAUUUCUCUUCUUUCUUUCUUUCUAUUUUUCUUUCUCUUUCAUUUUUUCGCCCCUCUUUCAUUUUUCUUCUUUCUUUCUAUUUUUCUUUCUCUUUCAUUUUUUCGCCCCCCUCUUUCAUUUUUUCUUCUUUCUUUCUUUCUAUUUUUCUUUCUCUUUCAUUUUUUCGCCCCCCUCUUUCAUCUUUUCUUCUUUCUUUUCUUUCUAUUUUCUUUUUCUCUUUUCAUUUUUCGCCCCCUUUUCAUUUCUCUUCUCUCUUUCUAUUUUUCUUUCUCUUUCAUUUUUUCGCCCCCCUCUUUCAUUUCUCUUCUUUCUUUCUUUCUAUUUUUCUUUCUCUUUCAUUUUUUCGCCCCCUCUUUCAUUUCUCUUCUUUCUUUCUUUCUAUUUUUAUUUCUCUUUCAUUUUUUCGCCCCCUCUUUCAUUUCUCUUCUUUCUUUCUUUCUUUCUAUUUUUCUUUCUCUUUCAUUUUUUCGCCCCCCUCUUUCAUCUUUUCUUCUUUCUUUCUUUCUAUUUUUCUUUCUCUUUCAUUUUUUCGCCCCCUCUUUCAUUUCUCUUCUCUCUUUCUAUUAUUCUUUAUCUUUCAUUUUUUCGCCCCCCUCUUUCAUUUCUCUUCUUUCUUUCUAUUUUUCUUUCUUUUCAUUUUUUUUUUUUUUUUUUUUUUCAUUUUUUUUUCCCCCCUUUUCAUUUCUCUUCUUUCUUUCUUUCUAUUUUUCUUUGUCUUUCAUUUUUCGCCCCUUUUCGUUUUUUUCUCUCUUUCUAUUUUCUUCCUCUUUCAUUUUUUUUCCUUUUCAUUUUUUCGCCCCUCUUCCAUUUUUCGCCCCUCUUUUCAUUUUUUCUUCUUUAUUUCUAUUUUUUAUUCUCUUUCACUCUUUUCGCCCCCCUCUUUCAUUUUUUCUUCUUUCUUUCUAUUUUUCUUUCUCUUUCAUUUUUUCGCCCCCUUUUUCAUUUUUGUUCUUUCUUCCUAUUUUUCUUUCUCUUUCAUUUUUUCGCCCCUCUUUCAUUUUUUGUUCUUUCUUCCUAUUUUUCUUUCUCUUUCAUUUUUUGCCCCCUCUUUCAUUUUUUGUUCUUUCUUCCUAUUUUCUUUUCUUUUCAUUUUUUGCCCCCUCUUUUCAUUUUUUUGUUCUUUCUUCCUAUUUUUCUUUCUCUUUCAUUUUUUCGCCCCCCUCUUUCAUUUUUUGUUCUUUCUUCCUAUUUUUUUUCUCUUUUCAUUUUUUUCGCCCCACUCUUUCAUUUUUUUUUUCUUUCUUCCUAUUUUUCUUUCUCUUUCAUUUUUUUCGCCUCACUCUUUCAUUUUUUGUUCUUUCUUCCUAUUUUUCUUUCUCUUUCAUUUUUUUCGCCCCACUCUUUCAUUUUUUGUUCUUUCUUCCUAUUUUUCUUUCUCUUUCAUUUUUUUCGCCCCACUCUUUCAUUGUUCUCCUCUCUUUGGGAUACUUCUCCCUUUUCAUCAAUUUUCUCUCUUAUUUUAAGUCUUUUCCGUUGUUAUCUUAUUUUUUUUUUUUUUAUCCCAUUUCAUCUCCAACAAUUUUUUAUUGUUUUUUAUUUUCUACAAUGUCUUUCCUUUCUUUAUUUCUGUUUUUCUGACAGUUACGCCUUUUUUCCCCCCGAAAAACCAUUUCCUUCUAUGCCAUCCAUUUGUUGGGCAGAUGCGCUAGUUUAUAUGACUUGCACUCAACCACACUCUCAGAAAACCUCGCGUAUCCAAAUAAAAAUGCUACCGCACUGUCACUUUUUUAUGUACUGUGGUAUUUCUUUUCAUACAUCCACGUUUUACGAGAAGUUAUUACAGAAAUCCAAUAACAAAAUAUGA
Molecule: messenger RNA, 3981 nt
Organism: Acanthosepion pharaonis
Lineage: Eukaryota; Metazoa; Mollusca; Cephalopoda; Sepiida; Sepiidae
Source: the annotation of a GenBank genome assembly